Pistacia vera is the source of this 1936-nucleotide messenger RNA. Its product is annotated as katanin p60 ATPase-containing subunit A1. The record is from RefSeq and is a predicted model, not a curated record. Gene Ontology annotation, cellular component: microtubule cytoskeleton. Gene Ontology annotation, molecular function: ATP binding; ATP hydrolysis activity; microtubule binding. Gene Ontology annotation, biological process: microtubule severing. NCBI's taxonomy places the organism in Eukaryota, Viridiplantae, Streptophyta, Magnoliopsida, Sapindales, Anacardiaceae. Bases 117 to 1685 code for a protein of 522 amino acids. The transcript has 7 exons.
CUCUCAAGUCUCAACCACUUAAAACGUCGCCGUCACGCCCUUCACAGCUUCUUCAAGUCUGAUCUAUUAUUUUACGGGAAAUGAAAACCUAGAUUUUUAGGGAAUUUUCAGAGACAAUGGUAGGGACAAAUUCACUGGUGGGUUUGCAAGAUCACUUGAAGCUAGCGAGAGAGUACGCUCUCGAAGGACUCUACGACACUUCAAUUAUCUUCUUCGAUGGCGCCAUUGCUCAGAUCAACAAGCACUUAAACACGCUUGAUGACCCAUUAGUACGUGCAAAAUGGAUGAAUGUGAAGAAGGCCCUUUCUGAGGAAACAGAGGUUGUGAAGCAGUUGGAUGCUGAGAGAAGGUCGUUCAAGGAAAUUCCUGGGGGCAGACGCCCUUCUUCGCCACCUAUUCAUGCUAAAUCAUCGUUUGUUUUCCAACCAUUAGACGAGUACCCUACUUCCUCAGGUGGCCCAAUUGAUGAUCCUGAUGUGUGGAGGCCACCUAGUCGGGACACUACAAGUAGGAGACCUGCAAGGGCUGGUCAAGUUGGUAUGAGGAAAUCACCCCAGGAUGGGGCUUGGGCUCGUGGUGCUACUAACAGAACUGGUACAACUGGUCGUGGUGGAAAGACAGCUGGUUCUAGUCGGGGUAACUCAGGAGUUCGAGCAUCAACCACUGGAAAGAAAAGCACUACUACAGGAAAAUCUAGCAAGACAGAUUCAGCAAAUGGUGACUCUGAAGAUGGAAAACCAAAGAAGCUUCAGUAUGAGGGACCUGAUCCAGAUCUGGCUGCAAUGCUUGAAAGGGAUGUCUUGGAAACCACUCCUGGAGUGCGGUGGGAUGAUGUUGCUGGUCUGACUGAAGCAAAGAGACUUCUAGAGGAAGCUGUUGUGCUUCCUUUGUGGAUGCCUGAAUAUUUUCAGGGAAUUAGGAGACCGUGGAAAGGUGUGCUUAUGUUUGGUCCACCUGGAACAGGAAAGACGCUUCUGGCUAAAGCAGUUGCUACUGAGUGUGGCACCACUUUUUUCAAUGUAUCUUCUGCUACAUUAGCCUCAAAAUGGCGUGGAGAGAGUGAACGCAUGGUGCGGUGCUUGUUUGAUCUGGCAAGAGCUUAUGCACCAAGCACAAUAUUUAUUGAUGAGAUUGAUUCUCUUUGUAAUGCUCGAGGUGCGUCAGGUGAGCAUGAAUCAUCCAGACGGGUGAAAUCUGAACUUCUAGUUCAGGUGGAUGGUGUAAGUAAUUCAGGCACUAAUGAGGAUGGCAGCCGUAAAAUUGUGAUGGUUUUGGCAGCAACUAAUUUCCCAUGGGACAUAGAUGAGGCUCUGAGGAGGAGGCUGGAAAAGCGUAUAUAUAUUCCUCUUCCUAGUUUUGAGAGUCGUAAGGAGCUUAUUCGGAUUAAUUUGAAAACUGUUGAGGUGGCCCAAGAUGUAGACAUUGAUGAAGUGGCUCGUCGAACAGAGGGAUACAGUGGAGAUGAUUUGACAAAUGUUUGCCGUGAUGCAUCCUUGAAUGGCAUGAGACGCAAAAUAGCAGGAAAGACUCGUGAUGAGAUUAAGAGCAUGCCUAAGGAUGAGAUUUCAAAGGACCCUGUUGCCAUGUGUGACUUUGAAGAAGCGUUAACAAAGGUACAACGAAGUGUCUCUCAAUCUGAUAUUGAAAAGCAUGAGAAGUGGUUUCAAGAAUUUGGAUCAGCAUAAGGAAGAUAAAAAAGGAUUGUCGAAGUGGAUUCAUUUUUUGUUGUCCCGGUAUCUAUUUGCUGGGUUCUUGUUUCUUCUGAUGUUUUCCGGCUGCUUUCACUCGUGUGAUGAUUGAUUGAUUCGUUAUAUAAAUGAAGUGUUUUUCUAAUGUCUCAUAUUUUUGUGUUAUCUUCAUCUUUCAUAUGUAACCUCACCUAAUGUAAUGUAACAUGGAGAUGUCUGCUAUCAGUAAACCUAAACUCCCAUUUUAA